CACGGUACAUGCAACUGCUGUGUGUCUCUGUCUGUGUAUCUUCCUGUCUGACCCCACCCAAAAACGACAACAAAAGCACACACUGUGACACAACUUUUUUUUUUUUCGUGGGGAAACUGUCAUUAACCGUAACACUCGUCUGUGUGUCCGUGAUACUCAUACAAAUUCCGGCAGUCACAUCGUCGGCUGCAUGUGGACAGCGCAGACGUCCCUUUCUCGUUGCAUGCGCAACAGGGGGGCCCGCCGCCGUCUCGCGGGAUGAGGGUAGGUGGAGGGGGUUGGGUGUAGUCCGAUACACGCUCGCUCAUCCGAAAAGGAGGAGAAACAGCCGAGAAAUCACCAACUCAAUCAUGGGGGGUAAGAUGAAUGUUGCCACAAUGCAAUGCAAUGUGACACAACACCAGCACAACGGACUAGGACACGUCUCAGGGAACAUGUGCGCAAACCCUCCCCCCACCUUCUCCCGCCUCCCGUCCUCUGUCUACUUCUGCUGCUUCUGGGUUGGCGUGGUGUCUGUCUUUGUGUUUGUGGUGAUGAGAGCAUUGACCACCCGUAUAGACCGCAUGUCGCGUAUCUGCGAGUCACUGAGCGCGAUAUCCCAUAUGGUGAGCUCAUCCAUCCAACCCAUAAACCGACCAUACGGGCGCGAGAACGCCGUCCCUGCAACAGUAGUCGUGGUGCCGUUGCUACUGCUGGUCGUGCCCGUGACAGUACCGGCACUACCGCCGAUGGCCGCGUCUUUCCAUGACGCAGAAAUGUCACCGAUCUGUGUGAGUGUCGAGUUGGCGGAGAGCACCUGUACGGCGUUGAUAUAGAUAGCCACGGGGCCUUCCGCCAUCCGGCCGUCGAAUGUGACUGACAUACGGGGACACACGCCAGGCAAAGACAAGGCACGUGUGCAUUGGUGUCGGCGUAUGCAUGGCCAUGCACUCGUCAUCUCACCGGUUACAUGAUUCCAUUCGGCUUCUGGGUACGCCGCGCUGUACGUCUUUUCCACCCCAGCAGCAUGGUCGGCGAUGGCCAAUCUCAGCGAUCCAUCCCACAACGUCAACGAAAGGCCCCCUCCAUGCCCCCCUUCCUCAUACACCAGCUGCAUCUCCUCAAGCCUCACGAGCUUCAGAAACACCAUCAGUGUGAACGAUCGGCAUGGACGCGACAGAAGGUCUGACUCGAGGAUCAAAUGAUAGUCGCCGUCAAACGAUAUCGUGGUAGAGUUGAAGCGAGGGUUGUCCUCUGCAUCAUACAGGGGGUACUCGGCUUGCAGCAACUCUGUCUGGACGGUGGCCUCAUUCUGCAGCAACUCGUCGGUCAGGCUAUCCUCGAAAUUAAACCUGGCCACCAUGCGCGCCUGACGCUUGAACGUGAUGCUGCCAACAUUGGCAGCAUCAUCGUAUAUGCGGAUGUCGUCCAACAUCCCAACGAACCCAUCAGCAACGUCAGACGCUGAUGCGCCGAGAGAGGCGUCUGCUUCGAUGGUGAGAAUCUCCUCCCCAGAUAGACUCGAGAGGGGCAUCCGGCCCACACGAAGUCCGCUCAUGUAGCUGCGUGUACGUUGGGGGUGCGGGAAAGUACAACAAAUACACAGGCAUUGUGGGUAUAAUGUCUUACAGGGAUAAGGCCUUUGUGACGUCAACUUGCACGGCGACGGCAGUCCACUCGGUCGCUGUGUAGGGCGCGGUGACGCUGUAGUCCUCUCCGUCUACCUUCAGCUUGGCCACCAAGCUCCUCAGCUCUACACGCAAUUGUAGUCCAGUUGUGUCGGUUCCCUCGCCUGCACAGACACGCACGAUGGAUGGACACCCCUCAGCCAAUACCCAUGCUCACUGUAUAUUAGCUGGUACACGGCAUCAUCGGGGUUCGCGCGCAGCUGUACCCACAGAGUGAUGGUGCGGACAGAGAACGGCCGCCACAGCAGCGGGCUGCGGACAAUGGCACGGUCGCUCUGCGUGACGAAGGUCAGCACAUAGGACAGCUGCAGGGCGUUGUUGGUGAGCCGUGGUUGGUAGUAAGGCGUCUGCAACAGUGUGUCUGCGACACGGGUGAGGGUGGCGUUGCCGACGAGGGUGAGGUUCGAGGCGGCGUCACGCCACCGGAUGUCCUCGGUGCUCUCGUGAUCAAAUGGCCACUCAAGCAAUGGUCUGCACACACACACCAAACCACACGAGACGACACGACGCAUAUUUUGGAAUGGAUUUCUGUUCCUCCGCUCGUCCGUAUGUACGCACAGUGGGUAUAAUCUAUGUGGGAGCGCGGUCCCCCUGUAGACGGGCGAUCGCUGAUACAGCGAAAGGUCCAUCAUGUGGUCGUCCAUCUCCUCGCGAAGUUUCUGCAGAAGUGGUGCAUACUUGGGACCGUUGGCGAGAUUGGCCGUCUCCUCAGGGUCAUCAUCCAGCCUGAACAGCUCAGUCCACUCCUUCCACUGAGGGUACUCUGUCAGCUUGGCGUCGGGCUGCGUACCCACGCUUUCACCCGUCCGCCAAACCAUACAUGUGGGUACUACAAGGGCACACAUACAGAUACACUAGUGCGACGGUCUCUCCCGGCUCGCUCACUUCGUGCGACGUCGCUGGCAGCUUCAGAUACUGCAUCGUCCUUGAGGCCCAGAUACACGUAGGCAAAGUGAUUCGGCCACCAAAAGGGUGCCACCUCCGCACGCUGCGCCGCGUCCAGCAGGGGCAUGAACGAGAUGCCUUGCAUGUACGGAGGCACUUCCAGCCCAGCAAAGUCGAGGAGCGUCGGGGCGAUGUCGACGUUUAACACGGUUUGGUCGAUGACCGUGUUGCGCUUUAUGAGCGCUGGGUAGUGAAUCGCCAAGGGCACCCGAAUAGACUCUUCAUAGGCGACGAAUUUGUAGAAGCUCAACUGAUGAUUGUUGGCCGUCAGACCUGAAUAUAACGAACUCGUAGGAGUUGCAUUCUCAGAGUGUGAGGUCGCUCAGACCAUUGUCAGACACGAACAUGAUAACCGUGUUGUCCAGCAGGCCGCGCUCUUCCAGGGCAGCGUACACGCGGCCGACACUGUCAUCGAGUGACGCGAUCAAGGAGGAAUAGUUCUCCAAGGUCUGCGAAAACCCGUCCUCUGAGCCAUAAAAACUGAACGGCUCUGUAUCCAUCCCCGCCUGCAGAGGCCCGUCUGUGCAGACACGUGUGUGCGUGGAGUGAUUCUCUGACUUACUGACAUCGAAUGGGGGCGCGGUGUUGUGGUUGCGGCUCAAUUUAGGUUCAAUGCCGGUGAAGUUGAAUGCGUGGCCUUUGCCGGGUAGAAAGGGCUUGUGGGGAGCCUUCAAACCGAUCGUUACCUACACAUAUACAGACACCAGCUGCUUGACGUGGUCCGAACCAGCCAUCUGACGAGUCACCAGAAAUGGCUGAUCGUGGCUGGUAGCCUGAUGCUCCUCAAGGAACUCCGUGAAAAAGUCCGUUUUCGCCUUGUCGAAAAUGAGACCAAAGAGAAGGGCAUUGGUAUCACAUUUCGACAGUGCCGAAGUGAGCACCUUGUCGACCCACCCCUGGCGCUUGAUCAACCGCUCCUCAAGCGGUGCCGUGUCAGGUUCCUUGAAAUGAGCAUUGGAUAAUAAUGUAUGUUGGGGAUACGGACAUUCGGCGUGUGCUGUGAGUUACCUUGUAGAAGACCAUGUGAUAAUACGUAGCACUGCACGCAUAUGGGGAAAGGUUAGUGUACAGACAAGAGAGGCCGCAUCCCAUGCAUGUGCGUGAGCUGGUACAUACCUGCCGAUGUACGUCCUGUACCACUGGAAGCAGGGCCGCUCCGACUGUUUGCCCAUGUGCCACUGAUACCAACCAACAAUUUGACGACGUCCCCGGCUGCCCAUGAGGUAUGCCCACCCACCUUCCCUAUGUAUGCCGUCUUGUACCCAGCAUCUCCCAACAGACAUGCAUACCUGUACGAUCAAUCAAUCAAUCAAUCAAGAGCUGUCGUUCAACCCCCACGUGGGCAUGUCCGAGGACAACUCGUCGUUGUUGCGAUAGACGCCAUUCAUGAAAUUGUAUCGUCCUGUGAGCAUGCACGCCCUGCUCGCGCUGCAACUGUACACACAACACACAUACGAUACAUGGGUGCUGAGAACGAAGAUGCGCCCUUUCCAUCCAUCGCCUACGAAGAUAGUGUGACGUAUGCAUUGCGGAAGCGCGCCCCGCCAGCCGCAAGACGAUCCUGCAUACACGGCGUCGCAACCACAUAUAGAAAAGGGGCACAGAAGUAGAAGCAGCUCACGCACGAUGUUUGGCGUAGCCUCCUGCAUCCACGGGAAGAGAGCUUCGCGGAAAGGAGGAUGCUUGUCCGCGGCAAGCUCCUUCUGUGCAUAGCCGACUGCGUCCCAGCGCAGAUCAUCAGCUAUGACGAUAACGAAAUUAGGCCGGGAGAGAGGCUGACACAGACACACAAAAGGACAAGGUGUGCAAGACGCUACUAUGGACGUCGACGUUAAUUCAGUUAGAAUUGCGUAAUAAGUUCACUCAGCAAGCAGACAUUCACCGGCUGCGAGGAUGCCGCUGGCGUGCGAUUGCUGCUUGCUGAAGGCGAGUGGUGGUAGCCUCUCUGCGCCUGCUUCUUAUUCCGCUCAUCGUCUUGAAGCCGACCGCUUUCAUCUGAGUCCUCGCGAAGCAUCGAGCCUUGUUGGGACGUCCCCUCUGCGUUGACAGAUAGCACCCAAAUGAACAUGACAGCCACAAGCCAAGCACAGAAGUAGAAGCAUCGCUUGAACAUAGCUGUUAUUCCAUCAGUCAAGGCAUAGCCACAGAGAUCAGGUCAGCCGAGAGAGAGCAAGCCGAGACGUCCUGGAGAUUCCCUUGUUUCGACGUUUCUCCGUCUGCGUACUAUUUCGACGGACGUUUAUUUCAGGCCCAAAGGCACAGCGAACACUCGGAGAAAGUCAAACAUCCCGUACUGUAGCUGUUGCCCUCGGGCCUGCCAUCGUCGUUUCCGUGUCCGUUCCUUGAGGUAUGCCUUGAUGGUCUCGAGGCGCUCGUUGGGGUCGGCUGUCUCGAUGAUCUCCUUGAGGGCCUGCACCCGAGCGUCUCUGGUCUGAUGCCGUGGAUGUACGAUCUUCAUCAUCAUACUUUGCCGGAGAAUAGGAAUCGCGUG
This is a messenger RNA of Vitrella brassicaformis, 5103 nucleotides long. The record is from the annotation of a GenBank genome assembly. NCBI's taxonomy places the organism in Eukaryota, Vitrellaceae.